UCCCGUAUCCCCACGGUCCACGUGGAACAACCACGAAUCGCAACUGCUGUCAGAGCACAAUCGAAACAUAAAUACUUUGCUUGUCUUAACGUUAAAAAGUUGAUUUAAUUACAACGAAAGACGCGAAUCAUUACAAAAUACCGCGUUUAUGUUUGUUGAACAAGCAUACCGUGUGUCCUCAGCAAUGUCUACAAUGGAAAUUCAGUCGAGCAGACGAUAAAAUUACAAACUCCGAUCAAGAACACACCAGAAAUGUCACGAUCGAGAUUUCAGCUAAUAUUCCAAAGGAGGACAAAUAGCAGCAUAUUCUCGGAUAAAAUUGUGUAAUUAAUUGGUGUAUCCACACCAGAAAAAGAAUCAUCAUGUAUUUUCUACGGACAACAUUUAUCCUCAGUUCCUUAUUGAUGAUCGAAGCAUCAAAAAAAUAUCAAAAAAAAGAUUUGAUUGCUCUACGAGAAGAGGUACGUUCGAUGUUCGAUCAUGCAUAUUCGAGUUAUUUGAAGUAUGCUUAUCCUUACGAUGAAUUGAGAUCGUUGAGUUGUGACGGUUUUGACACUUGGGGUAGUUUUUCAUUGACACUGAUCGAUGCUCUCGACACACUUGCAAUAAUGGGAAAUUAUACGGAAUUUCGUCGAGUAGCAGAACUUAUAAGUUCGAGGGUGAACUUCGAAGCUAAUAUAAAUGUUUCGGUUUUUGAGACGAAUAUAAGAGUCGUGGGUGGAUUAUUGAGUGCUCAUCUGUUAUCGAGGAAGGCUGGAAUACGACUGGAGCCAGGAUGGCCGUGUAAUGGUCCAUUGUUGAGGUUAGCAGAGGACAUGGCAAAACGACUGUUAGCUGCUUUCGAUACACCCACAGGAAUGCCUUAUGGAACAGUAAAUUUGAAAUACGGAGUUCCAGAGGGUGAAACAAGUAUCACUUGUACGGCAGGCAUAGGAACUUUUCUUCUAGAAUUUGGUACUCUUUCGAGACUCACCGGCGAUCCACUGUACGAAGAAGUAGCGAUGAACGCCGUAAAAGCUUUGCAUUAUCAUAGAUCCAACAUCGGUCUAGUUGGCAAUCACGUUGACGUUUUAACCGGACGCUGGACUGCUCAAGAUUCAGGAAUCGGAGCUGGGGUCGAUUCUUACUUUGAAUAUCUAGCUAAAGGCACACUACUCCUUCAGGAUCCUCUUCUUGCAGGCAUAUUUCACGAGCACAAAACUGCUAUUGAGAAAUACAUAAGACGAGAAGAUUGGCAUCUCUGGGUUUCCAUGAACGAGGGUCAAGUAACUCUGCCGGUGUUUCAGUCACUGGACGCUUACUGGCCCGGUGUAUUGAGUCUCUUUGGCGAGAUCGACGACGCUAUGAAGUUUUUACAUAAUUAUCAUCGUGUGUGGAAACAAUUUGGCUUUACACCAGAAUUCUACAACAUUGCUCAAUCCGAAGCAGGCACCAACAGAGAAGGGUACCCUCUACGCCCUGAACUCAUAGAAUCUGUGAUGUAUCUCUACAGAGCAACUGGCGAUCCCUAUCUUGUACAAGUUGGUGUUGAUGUUCUGAGGAGUCUCCAACACAGCGCCAAAACAACUUGCGGCUAUGCAACAAUAAACGAUGUGAGGGAUCAUCGCAAGGCAGACAGGAUGGAAUCUUUCUUCCUUGCUGAAACCACCAAGUACCUUUAUCUUCUUUUUGAUCCUGAAAAUUUCAUUCACAAUAACGGUCAGCAUGGUGAAGUUAUUGAGACGCAAUGGGGCGAGUGCGUAGUUGAUGCUGGUGGUUAUGUUUUCAAUACCGAAGCUCAUCCGCUAGAUCCCGGUGCUUUGAGUUGUUGUCAACCUGAGAAAAGUUUAUUCCCAGAAAAACGAUCGAGCUUACAAAAAUUCGUCACGGAACUGAAAGAAGAGGAAAAGAGCCAAGACUCGGAUGUCUCUCAGGAGAAUCCUGUACCUCGUGACCCCAUGGACAAAAGUCAGUUCAUCGAAAUGCUUAAAUUAUCUCAGAUCCGCGAAAAUUCUGUCAACGAAGAGAAGGAAGAGAAAAGCGUAAACGUCGACCCAGACCAGGACGUAACUGUUGAAACCAACCCCGAAGAUGACGACACUGCAACCGUGAACGAUACCGUGGAAAACGACGACUUCGUUAUGCGCGUCAUAUCACCACCCAAUGUCGUUUACAAAGCUGACGAUAGUGAAGUUCUCGAAAUUAUUCAAGACGACCAUUCCAGGAGCAAACAAUAUGCCGAAGAUAAUAAUUCACAAAACGAAUCUAAAACUAUCAAAGAUAUUCCUCAUCCAAAGAAAGUUAAAUUCGAGCCUCAAGCUUUGCUCGAAAAAAUUCGACGGAUUAAUCUUUACCCUACGAAUUUAACGAGAAUCGUCGGUCAUCAGUCAUUGGCAUGUCAGUCGCAACCAUUUCUUCAACGUAUGUCGAUAGUCGGAGAGUUCUUUUAAUUAUCUUUAAUUAUCUCCUCAACUUUGUUCUGCUAUCGUUCUACGAUGAUAUGGCUGUGAAAUUGGAUAUCUCCUUCAAUUGUACAAAAAAUAUUUUAAUAAAGGAUAUAAAAUAGUU
Molecule: messenger RNA, 2547 nt
Organism: Venturia canescens
Lineage: Eukaryota; Metazoa; Arthropoda; Insecta; Hymenoptera; Ichneumonidae
Gene: Edem1
Product: ER degradation-enhancing alpha-mannosidase-like protein 2
Exons: 1
Coding region: 363-2429 (688 amino acids)
Biological process (GO): carbohydrate metabolic process; endoplasmic reticulum mannose trimming; mannose trimming involved in glycoprotein ERAD pathway
Cellular component (GO): membrane; endoplasmic reticulum
Molecular function (GO): mannosyl-oligosaccharide 1,2-alpha-mannosidase activity; calcium ion binding
Source: RefSeq, a predicted model, not a curated record